AUGCUGUACUACUUUUGCAUUGUAUUUCUAGCUGUAUUUUUGAGUGAAGCAGAAGCGUUUAGUGAUUUUCGAGCACAAUUCAGUUCGUAUACAUGUUCUAUUUUGCAAGAGGUAGGUUCGACCGAAUUUUUCGUGGUAACAUUUUUUUCUUUUCAAAAAUUAAGACUGAAAACCUCUACUCACAUUAUGUUUAAAAUUUUUCAAAAAAACCAUUUCUAGAAAUGCGAAUGGCGUCAAGAAUGGUCCAAAGCUGAAGGUGUACGUAGAGAAUUAGAUAUCGGAAGACCCAAAAUACAAUUUUAUCAUUUCUGUAAAACAUCAAACAUCAAACCGUGUGAUCAAUGGGUUGACGAGGUUUGUAUUCUCAACUGAAGUUUCAACAAUUUUAGAUUUUUGUUAUAGAAAAACGAGAUUGUGAAUGGAACAAGUGAAACAGAUCAUCUCUUGGCUGAUUUUUUUGUGAUUGAAAAUUUGGGAAUUCAUUCGACUGGAGUUUAUUUCAAAUUUCCGAUUGGGGAGAAUGAUAAAAAAUUGAUAGUUGAAUAAUUUAUGUAUUGAAAUUUUGUUUGUAUAUAUUAUGAAUAAAGUAUUGAAGUGUUUUCUUCCCACAAUUUCAAGAGUUCAAAAUCGGUGUAAUUGUGCUUCGCAGUGUAGGUAUGUCUUGAAAACCAUAAAAAAUCUCGACAAACGAAUUUUGACAAAAAAAAUCAGAAGCUCGAAAAUUAAAAUAAGCGUGCUCUAAACAAAAACAAGGUCAAUAAAAAAAUAAAUAUGACAACCGUGACGUGAUUUUUCCCCAAAUAUACGUCAUUUAUUAAAAUUUCGAUAUGGACAAGUUGCUGGUUUGUUUUUCAGUUUUUUUUGUUGCAAAAAUCCCAAACCUAAAGAAAGAACGAAAAAAAUAAAAGUGUGUGUCAACACCAACUGGUCCGCAAACAUUUAAUCUUACGCGCUGACGCGAAAAGGCGCUGCAGAAUAGAAAACACGCUGCUCGCCUAUUGUAUUUUUUGGGGAUUUUUAAAAAUGGGAACCCCCCGGAUUUUAAAAGGGACACGUUAAAUGUAUGAACGUUGGGAACCCUGAGAGUCUUUCAAGCUUUGCUUUUCCCAGGGAGAAUACUAGUUUUGAGAAAACAAAAACAAUUGCGCGUAAGGUUAAAUGUGAAUGACGCAAUGCACACACUGUAGUUCGCGGCUGUAGUUCGCGGCAAAGUUUUUAUUCGAAAACUUAUCCCAAACCUAAAGAAAGAACGAAAAAAAUAAAAGUGUGUGUCAACACCAACUGGUCCGCAAACAUUUAAUCUUACGCGCUGACGCGAAAAGGCGCUGCAGAAUAGAAAACACGCUGCUCGCCUAUUGUAUUUUUUGGGGAUUUUUAAAAAUGGGAACCCCCCCCCGGAUUUUAAAAGGGACACGUUAAAUGUAUGAACGUUGGGAACCCUGAGAGUCUUUCAAGCUUUGCUUUUCCCAGGGAGAAUACUAGUUUUGAGAAAACAAAAACAAUUGCGCGUAAGGUUAAAUGUGAAUGACGCAAUGCACACACUGUAGUUCGCGGCUGUAGUUCGCGGCAAAGUUUUUAUUCGAAAACUUAUUUCGAAAGAAAAGAAAAAAUAUUUUUCAUUGUCAGGAAGAAAUCGAAAGGGAAAAGAAGAUUAUACAAAGAUGUCAAAGAAGUAUCGACAAUAAAGAACCGUAUGAUUAUGAUUCAAUGAAAAAACAAAUUAAAGUGAGUUGUUUUUCAAUUUUUUUCAGUUAUCUCAAAGUAAUUUCAUUGUCAGCUAUCGCAAAGUAAAAUAACUACAAUGCAAAUGAAACUCGAGAACCUUCAAAAUGUUAACAAAAAAGCAUUGAGGGAUGGAAUUGAAACGAGUCAUUUGGAAUUGUCGAGACAAAUUCUGAAGACUCAAAUGAUGUGUGAUGGAGCAGAUCGUGUAAAACAAAGUUUAUUGGAAGGACAAAAGAACACGAAACAGUGCAAAGAGGUCGAGCAAACAAUUCUGGAAUUGAAUGAAAAAUUGGAAUUAUUGUUGAGAUGUGCCAGAGAGAUCUCAUCAAAAACAGUAAUUUCAAUUCCGAAUGAACCGAUUGAAACUAAACAUUUGGUACCAGUUUCAGGACUUUUGAAGGUAUAAAAAUACGAUUGACUGAAAUGUUCCAUUCAUUUAAAACAAUUUUCAGAUUCGUGUAACUGGUUUAUAUGAUUUGAGUACAUCUGCGCCGCAGAAAUUUGGAAAAUAUGCAUCGGAUCAUUUGAAACAAUCAGUGGAAAAGAAAAUGUGGAUGUUUGAAAAGUAUAAUCGAAAAAGAAGAUUAGAUAAUGAUUAUAUUGUUGCAAUCCAUGUUGGUGGAAAAACUGUGGCAAGUGUGAUUUGGAAUGAAAAGAAAACAAUGUAUGGUGGAGACGAGAUUUCAAUUGAACUCCGAAAAUAUCGACAAAUCGAAUUUGAAGUGUAUCACACUGAUUGCAGAUCAUUAUGUGCUAUUGGAACAUUUGAUUUGAAUGUGUUGCUAGAAGAAGAAGUUGGAGGAUUUGGGCAUAGAAGUGUGAAAUUGUUACCGAAAGGAACUCUUCAUUUUCAAACUGACUAUAAUGAUCCAGAACAAUUUACUACGAAUAAAUUGAAGAAAGAAGAUGUUUGGAGAAAUUCGAUCAGUUUUAGAAAGUUGGUUUUAUUCGGAGAUUUGAUAUUUAUUGAAACUGUAAAAAAUAAUUUUUUAGAAGUGGAAGUGUUCUGGCAAGAUGUUCUCGAUCUAGUUAUCUACCUCGAGAAUCCAUUCGAAAUACAACAUUUAGUCAUAGCUUAUCUCUUUCUCGAAGGCCGGCUGAUUGUUUGGAUGAUUAUAAUUUGAUUUCGGUUAUUGGAAUUGGUGCAUUUGGAAAAGUUUAUUUGGCAAAACGAAAUCAUGAGAAAUCAACUUUUUGUGCUGUCAAAAAGAUCACGAAGAAUAGAGGAUCGCAAAGUUUCGAAACACCAGAAUUUCAAGUUAUGAAAGAAUUGUCACAUCCAUUUAUUUGUAAUUUGAUCUCAAGUUUUACGGAGAAAAACUCGUUAUAUUUGGUAUUAGACUUCUGGUGAGUGAUUAGAAUUAUUUAUUUUUUUUUUGUGAAAUGCAGAUUUACCGAAUUUAUUUUAAUUUUUGAUAAAAUGACAAAUUUUACAAAUUGUAAAAUUUGUCAUUUUAUGCAGGCAUUUUUUCCCUGAUGCUUAUCAAUAAUAAUAAUUUGCAGCGAAGCCGGUGAUCUACACACUCAUCUUUGUCUAACACAAAAUGGUUUCACUGAAUCUCAAGUAACAUAUUUCGCGUGUUCAAUUGUGUUAGCCGUUGAAUAUCUUCAUGAAAAACUAUACGUUCAUCGAGAUUUGAAGACUGAAAAUAUGAUGUUAACUCGACAAGGAUACCUCAAAUUGAUUGAUUUUGGCCUUUGUCGAAAAUUGAAGAAUCGUCGCGAAAAAAUGAACGAAAUUGUGGGAACAACAACGCAUUUGGCAGCAGAAAUUCAUCGGCGAGAACCGUAUGGAAUUGAAAUGGAUUGGUGGGCUGUUGGAGUUUCGUUAUUCCAAUUACGAGUAAGUUGUUUUUUCUUCUUCCGAUUUAUUUAAUAUUAUUUUCUUAAGACAAGAUCAAACCCAUUCUACGGUGAUCGAGAUGAAGAUAUGAGUAAAAUACCACGAAUCUCACAAUGGCCAGUUUUUCAUGAUUUGUUAAUUCAAUUACUCGCACAUUAUCCAGAAGCACGUCUCGGAUUUCAUAGCACUCAAGAUGUGAAAAAUCAUCCAUUUUUUAUGGAUAUUGUUUUUGAUGAGAUCUAUAAUAUGAAAUAUCCACCUCCAUAUGUUCCGUUGCUUAGACCUGGAAUGGAUCUAACAUAUUUCAAUCAAAAUGGGCAGGGAUCCGAAUGCAGUUCGAGUAAUUCAUCGUGCAAUUCUUGUUGCACAAUGA
Messenger RNA from Caenorhabditis angaria, 3941 nucleotides. The record is from the annotation of a GenBank genome assembly. NCBI's taxonomy places the organism in Eukaryota, Metazoa, Nematoda, Chromadorea, Rhabditida, Rhabditidae.